Tripterygium wilfordii is the source of this 1315-nucleotide messenger RNA. Its product is annotated as protein PLANT CADMIUM RESISTANCE 6-like. Bases 75 to 1184 code for a protein of 369 amino acids. The transcript has 4 exons. The record is from RefSeq and is a predicted model, not a curated record. Lineage: Eukaryota; Viridiplantae; Streptophyta; Magnoliopsida; Celastrales; Celastraceae.
CCCAUCUCUCUCUCUCUCUCUCUCUCUCUCUCUCUCUCUCCUUCUCCGUGGUUUCAUCAAAGACAGAGUUGCUUAUGGAUCAAAAUGAUUCAGAAGCCCCUGCUUACCAAACCCAAGAUCAAACUCAAGUUCAGUACGAAGUAGCCAAUGAAACCAAUUUUGCUACUUCAACUACCCACCAGGAGAAUUAUAUCAAUGAGGAGUACCAACAGCCAGAUCCAUAUCAACCCCAAAAUAACCCACCACCCCAACAAAACGAACAACCACCACCACCACCGCCCCCGGCGGCCCAACAGCAACCACAACAAUACCCGCCACCGCAACAAGUUUAUCAGGCCUAUGGUGCUCCUCCAUCUGGUCGGCCAGCCCAGUUUCCUGCACAAAGCCCAAUGAACAACCCUGCAAUGUAUCAAAAUGGGUUCCAACCUCAAAACAAUGCUCCCUACACAAAUGGGCUGAAUCAGCAGCAGACAGCAUACCCACCGCAAGGCCCACAGUUCGCACAAGCCCGGCCUGCUCAGUUCCCAGCCCAAAGCCCUCAAAACAACCCAAUGUACGCGAAUGGGAUUAAUAACCCAACCGCAUACCCACCUCAAGGCCCACAUCCCACAACAGGGAAUAAUUAUAAUCCUCAACCCAAUUUCCCUCCAAAACCUGCAACACAAGCUUUCUCGCAGGCAAAUAUGCAAAUUCCAACUUCGCCAGUUAAUUACGGUAUUCCGGUGAAGCAAAAUACAUAUGUACUGCAGACGACCGGGAACGAGGGCUGGACAUCCGGGUUGUUUGAUUGCAUGAAUGAUCCCAUGAAUGCUCUAAUGACAGCUUUCUUCCCCUGCUUGACGUUUGGACAGAUUGCAGAAAUUGUUGACGAGGGACAUACCACUUGCGGGACAAGUGGAAUAUUGUACGGUGCGAUUGCUUUCUUGAUUGGAUGUCCAUGUAUCUUGUCGUGUACAUACCGUACAAAGAUGAGGAACAAAUACGGACUGGUGGAAGCCCCUGCACCGGAUUGGGCCACCCACUUCCUCUGUGAGUGGUGCGCUCUUUGUCAAGAAUACAGAGAACUUAAUCAAAGAGGCCUCGACCCUUCCAUCGGAUGGCAGGGAAAUGUUGUAAGAAUGCAGCAGCAGCAGCAGCAACAAGUUGCUAUGAUGCCUCCAAUGAACCAGACGAUGAUGGGUUGACUCCAAAGGAAAGGGAAAAAAAAAAAAGAAUUAUGUAACUUUCUGUGUGUUUUCUGUUUUCUUGUUUUUCUGAGGUGUGUCGCCUUUUUUUUAAUCAAUAAAGAUGGUGUGACCAAGUUUAAAUUUGACAA